CACGAGUGGCUGCUUCAGCUGUGUGUGUUACAAAUACUGCACAUGGUAGCGUUUGGUAGCUGCUUGUAGCGACGGACAUCACCGGGCCCCAUACUCUGAACUUUUUUGAAUUCUUUGUUUACAAGUUAAAGCACAACGUUUACUUUAAUUUCUGCAAGUUGUAAAACAAUUACAACUUUGAAGUCAGCGUUCAAGGCUGUGCGCGAGCGUUAUAUAGCGAGUUUGAGGACGUUGAUAAACAGUUGUAACUUGUCCCACUCCGCCUGCAGCAGCCACGCAGAAGCUAUCAUGUCGACCGGCUCAAAUGAAGUUAAAAGCUGCCCCAUCCCCACCAGGGUGCUCACCCUGAAGGACUGGUCCCAGCUACCCGACAUUUACAGCCAGACACCCGGGGGCACCCUGUUUUCCACCACGCCUGGAGGUACACGCAUCAUCUACGACAGGAAGUUCUUAAUGGAUUGUCGAAACUCUCCUAUCGCCCGUACCCCCCCAUGCUGUCUUCCCCAGAUUCCCGGGGUAACAGUACCUGCUUCACACCCCAUGGGGAAACUGCAGGAUCUCAAAGAGGAGGAGGAAGAGGAAGAGAAAGACAUUGCAGGUAAACUAUUUAUCGCUUGCUUUUUACGAGUGGACUUAACCAGUAAACAAACACACAGUUCAGUCCUUGUCCAUAUAUCUUUAAUUCAUUUGUGGUUUUAUGAAAUCAAAAUAAUUAAUGUAAAAGAGGUUAACAACACAUAUCAAUUUCCCGAUGCAUAGAAUGAUUUUACAGAU
Molecule: messenger RNA, 774 nt
Organism: Notothenia coriiceps (black rockcod)
Lineage: Eukaryota; Metazoa; Chordata; Actinopteri; Perciformes; Nototheniidae
Product: eukaryotic translation initiation factor 4E-binding protein 3-like
Exons: 2
Coding region: 289-759 (156 amino acids)
Biological process (GO): negative regulation of translational initiation
Cellular component (GO): cytoplasm
Molecular function (GO): eukaryotic initiation factor 4E binding
Source: RefSeq, a predicted model, not a curated record